GCAAGAUCAGGGGACCUAAACGACCAUUAUGCUUUUCGGCAUAGUUUUCCUCGCAUUCAAUCUACAAUUUCAUUUUGUAAAUGGACUCCUCAAUGGGCACCACACGUUCACCACCAUUACACCCUCUUCUUCAACGGACCGAACGAAUUCAGACACGAAUACUCUACAUCAAUUAUUGACUCAGGAAUUUUUGGAACUCGAGAAAUCAACACGAUCACUUAUUCAAAAAGUGUCCGUCUUGGAAAUCAAAAACUCUUACUUUGAACAAGAACUUCAAAAGCAAAGAGCGGAGAUAGACGUAUUAAAACAAGAAAAUUACAAUUUAAACCGAACAUUUCAGCAACAAAGCACCAUUGUUGCCGGGCUACGGAAGGAUUUGCAAACGUGUAUGCAAACAACAAAUGUAUUGAAGCAGGAAGUUGAAUUUUCACAGAAAAAUAUUACCGUUUUAUCAGAUUGCUGUGAAGACAACAAAUGGAACUUGUCCUCGAUAGUUGACAGAAUAGAUUUGGUCAAAUCAUCGAUAUUGCAACAGGUGAAAAUAGAUGAAGCAAUCGAACGAGAUAAAUUAUCAAAUGUUUCAAAUAUGAUUGACAGAUUGAAUACUCAGAAUCGUUACAUUGCACUGUCUCUUUUUGAGUUGCAAUUGAACAUUUCGAAUUUAGAUGGGUCUUUGUCAAGUGUCGUUUCAGACAUGUAUCAGAAUGUUUCCUUUCAAAUGGAUAUGGUACACAGAAACAUCAUUGAAUAUGUUAAUAACUCUAUUUUUGGAGUGAAUAGGACUGUCACAAAAAGCACCAAAGAUGUGGCAUCAAUUGCAUCAUCCAUCCUGAACCUAAAUUCAUCCUUUCAUAACUUUGUUUCAGAACAUGGAGGCAAAAUUGGCUUUACAGCUCUGCUGCAUGCUGACGUUAAUGUUCACUCAGGACAAACUAUCAAAUGUACCAUGGUGAAGAACAAUUAUGGAUCGCUUUAUGAUAGCAACACAGGAAUUUUCAAAACGGAUAGGCCUGGACUUUUCAUGUUCUUCUUUAGCAUUGAGUGCAAAAAUGGAAAUGUUGGCGUUGAUCUUCUUCGAGAUGGAUCUGUAAUCAGUGAGAAUUUCUGCGAAUCGGAUAGUCAAUAUGCACAAUCCAGUGCUGCGGCCGUGACAAGUCUUUCUUCAGGUUCAGCGGUAUGGAUAAAGAUACAAGACAACCCAACAUCUCAGAUUCAUGGGAAAACUUCAUUUGUCGGAGUACAAUUAAAAUAGAACGUUGAGAAAAUGUGGUGAAGUUUGUAUAGUAUUCUUUCAAAUUAUUUUCACGUACGCUUUAUCAAUGAUGAGUAAAACUGGAGGAACGGUACAACACAUGAUGGACUAUAUUUCAAGAUGUAAUAAUGACUUUUUUCUACCAUACCCUACAGUAAUUUGAUGUAUGGUAUAUAUAUAUAUAUAUAUAUAUAUAUAUAUAUAUAUAUAUGCUGAUGAUUACAUGAUAUCAUAUUACUAAUCCCGAAUCAUUUGAUUUGUUAACUCCCAAAAAAUGCAUUCUAAUUUUACUAUUUGAUAUUUAAAAACAAAUAUAUCAUAUGUACAUGAACUGAUAAUAAACUGUUACCGUACUUCUUACAAUUGUAAACAUUGUCAGUUUAGAAUAGAAGUAACUACCUUAGACAUUUAGUUAUGUUGAUAAUUCAUGAAAGGUGAAGAUAACGAACAGUGAUCGAUCUCAUAACUCCUAUAAGCAAUACAAAAUAGAUAGUUGGGCAAACACGGACCCAUGGACACACCAGAGGUGAAAUCAGGUGCCUAGGAGGAGUAAGCAUCCCCUGUCGACUGGUCACACCUGUCGUGAGCCCUAUAUCCUGAUCAGGUAAAUGGAGUUAUCCGUGCCAAGAACGGCCUAAUAAUCAAUAUGAAACACGUCAGACAGCAUUUGAUUUAAUGAUAGGUUGUAUUGAUGAACUAGAUCGUUAUAACGACCAUAGAAUUUGCAAAAUGCUGACUUCAAUCGAAAUUGUUGAAACCCCUGCACCAUCAACUUGUUUGUCAGUGGCUUGCCUCGAUUUAAAUACUGACUAUACGCAACACAAGCUCUUGUGUAUCGAACCAGUUGAGAAAUAUAAACACCAUAUGCAGGUGAUAAUGGAAUAUUGCUACAUAAAUAUGGGAAGUUGACGAUGGAAAAAUUGUAGUCGUUCCGUUUGUCAUAAAGCAGAGUUCUUCGUUUGCCGUUGACAUUUAUUUUCAUGAUAUAUCCAGAUAUAAAGCAGAUAUGGAAAACUCCGUGUUUGCGGCGAGUACACUUGGAUAUAUCGAAUAGACAUAUGGAUUAAAAUGUGUAUUGUUAAUUGAUAAAAUAUCGAUAGAUGUAUAUCUUAAUGUUUUUUAAACUAUAUUUUGUUUGAUUCUGAAUGAGAUUUGGUAACAGAAGGAACCUAUGUUAGCGCUUUCCCUAAUGUUCAUGUUGAGUUGAAAGCCACAACAAGAUAUUUGUUCUCGAGAGACUGUUAGAAGACCCUAUCUACGUAGAUAUUGUCAAUGAAAAUCUCAAGAAUCUUUUUAAUAUCAAUUUUAGAGUACUUGAACGUAGGAUCAUGAUGGUGUUUAGCAAAGUCAUUAUUUGGAU
Molecule: messenger RNA, 2612 nt
Organism: Ostrea edulis (European flat oyster)
Lineage: Eukaryota; Metazoa; Mollusca; Bivalvia; Ostreida; Ostreidae
Exons: 3
Coding region: 29-1252 (407 amino acids)
Molecular function (GO): protein binding
Source: RefSeq, a predicted model, not a curated record